CUCUAGUUAGUCACCAGCGGCGAAGAAGAAGCGCCUGCCCAGCAUGGCAAUGAGCGUCAUUUCGUUUCGCUGAGGAGGGAGAGAGGACGUGCGCUACAGAGCGGCUGCACCGGAUUGAUUGUGGGGGAUGCUACAGUUUUAUUCUUCUGUAUAGUCUCGCUUCUAGCGCUUGGUCGCCUUGUCUUUAUUUCACCCAACUCUGUAUCAGUCUCAUUUUGCUACUUAACUCAAGCGGAAGAGAAGCCUUUAUUUGGAGUGUUCUUAAAGACUGAUGGUGUGGAAUGUUCUCCUGUCAUAGAGAAACAUACGCAGUAUAGACGCUAAUGGGACCGUUCGUUGGAACACUGAGGUGACGGAAGCAUAUCUGGCAGUCUGAAAAGGAACAGGAUUUGGUUCCUGCUCAUGAGCACCAUGGGCACAGGCUUGCUGGUUUGAAACACAGACUCCACUGGAGAAACCCCGGGAGGCUGACGGCUGAGCGAGCAGGGCUGACAUGGUGCACAGAGCCGACGGCGGAAUUCGGGGGUGAAAGGGUCAAGGGUCAAGUGUCAAGGGUCAGCGCACCGGGCACUGCUUAGCGAGGCGUGUGGGGCCGAUCGGAGGGCUCCGGCGGAGGGAUACGUCCAGGGGCCACAGCGGAGGAGCGGCGCGGGAAGGGCCCGGGCGGACUACCGGUGACAGGCGGACGGGCGGCGGAAGAAGCAGGAUGUGGGAGGGGCUUGUGCUGCAGGUGAUUUUCGUGUGUUUGGGCGUGGCCCUGUGCAGCCACUCCCCUUCACUCCAGGACCACGCCCACCGGAGGCGACUGUCGCCGCACAGGCACAGGGAGCGGGGCAAGGAGGGCCAAGUCCUCCACCGCUCCAAGAGGGGCUGGGUCUGGAACCAGUUCUUCGUCAUAGAGGAGUACACAGGGCCGGACCCCGUGCUGGUGGGGCGGCUGCAUUCCGACGUGGACUCCGGCAACGGCAACAUCAAGUACAUCCUGUCGGGGGAGGGGGCGGGCACCAUCUUCGUCAUCGACGACAAGACGGGGAACAUCCACGCCACGAAGACGCUGGACCGGGAGGAGCAGGCGCAGUACACGCUCACGGCGCAGGCCGUCGCCCGGGAUACCAACAAGCCCCUGGAGCCACCCUCGGAGUUCAUCGUCAAGGUGCAGGACAUCAACGACAACCCGCCCGAGUUCCUCCACGGCCCGUACUACGCCCGGGUGCCCGAGAUGUCCAGCGUGGGUACGUCGGUGAUCCAGGUGACGGCCACGGACGCGGACGACCCCACCUACGGGAACAGCGCCAGGCUGGUGUACAGCAUCCUGCAGGGACAGCCGUACUUCUCGGUGGAACCGCAGACAGGGAUCAUUCGAACGGCCCUGCCCAACAUGGACAGGGAGGCGCGGCAGGAGUACAACGUGGUCAUCCAGGCCAAGGACAUGGGGGGCCACAUGGGGGGCCUGUCCGGGACGACGGAGGUGAAGAUCACCCUGACGGAUGUCAACGACAACCCUCCCAAAUUCCCUCAGAGUACCUACAGCAUGUCCGUCUCGGAGGACAAGGAGGUGGGCGAGGAGGUGGGCCGGCUGAGGGCCAGGGACCCCGACCUGGGGGAGAACGGCCUGGUGUCCUACCGGCUGCUGGACGGGGACGGGAUGGGCACGUUUGAGAUACACACCGACUCGCACUCCCGCGAGGGCGUGGUCAAGCUCAAAAAGGCGGUGGACUUUGAGACGAAGCGUGCGUACUCGCUCAAGGUGGAGGCGUCCAACACGCACGUGGACCCCCGCUUUAUCGCCUGGGGGCCCUACAAGGACACGGCCACCGUCAGGAUCGCGGUGGAGGACGCGGACGAGCCGCCCGCCUUCACCGCGCCCAGCUACGGCUUCGAGGUGGAGGAGAACGCGCCCGACGGCACGUCGGUGGGACGGGUGCACGCCAAGGACACCGACAUGGCCAACAGCCCCAUCAGGUACAUGAUCCCUCGCUACACUGACCUGGAGCAGUUCUUCAGCAUCGGCCCAGAGGACGGGGUCAUCAGAACCACCCGACCGCUGGACCGCGAGUCGCAGGCCUGGCACAACAUCUCCGUCAGCGCCACCGAGAUCAGUGGGCAUCACCAGGAUGCCAAAGUCCGCGUCAACAUCAAAGUCAAAGACGUGAACGAUAACGCCCCGGAAUUCGCCACGCAAAAUGAAGUACUCGUGUGUGAAAACGUAGCGCACGGCAAGCUCAUCGAGACGGUCAGCGCGGUCGACAAAGACGAGAUGGCCCACCGCCAGCACUUCCGAUUCAGCCUGGCCCCUGAGGUGGCCAACAACCACAACUUCUCGCUCAAGGACAACAGAGACAGCACGGCUGGCAUCUACGUGACCCGGAAGGGCUUCAGCCGGAUGACCCAGGACAUCUACCUCCUGCCCAUCGAGAUCAACGACGGGGGCAGCCCGCCCAUGAGCAGCACCAACACGCUGACCAUCCGCGUGUGCAGCUGCGACAGCAAGGACACCAUCCUGUCCUGCAACGUGGAGCCCUACGUCCUGCCCGCCGGCCUCAGCACGGGCGCCCUCAUCGCCAUCCUGGCCUGCAUCAUCAUCCUGCUGGCGAUCGUGGUGCUGUUUGUGGCCCUGCGGCGGCAGAAGAAGGAGCCGCUCAUCGUGUUCGAGGAGGAGGACAUCCGGGAGAACAUCAUCACCUACGACGACGAGGGCGGGGGCGAGGAGGACACGGAGGCCUUCGACAUCGCCACGCUGCAGAACCCCGACGGCGCCAGCGGCUUCCUGCCGCGGAAGGACAUCAAGCCGGAGCUGCAGUACGCGCACCACCCCGGGGGGGUGCGGCCGGCCGCCAACAGCGUGGACGUGGACGACUUCAUCAAGACGCGCGUGGUGGACGCCGACAGCGACCCCACGGCGCCGCCCUACGACUCCAUCCAGAUCUACGGCUACGAGGGGCGGGGCUCCAUCGCCGGCUCGCUCAGCUCCCUGGAGACGGUAACCACGGACUCGGACCUGGACUACGAUUACCUCCAAAGCUGGGGCCCGCGCUUCAAGAAGCUGGCCGACCUCUACGGCACCAAAGACUCCGCCGACGACAACUCCUAACACCCGGGAGAUUUCCGUUCAAACGCCCCCCCACCCCCCCCCAUACCUCCCCCCCGACCCGUUCCACCAUCGCCCCUGCCCUUCCCACCACACCCUCCCGCCUCUACCUGUCCCUAUACCGACAUUUAGUGUGUGAAGUUUACUAUAAGAGUUUCAUUCCACAUAAAGAAGACCAUCUAUUUAUAGUAAACUUUUCUGCUUGUUUGUUUUAAAGUAUACUUAGAGUGUGAUCAGUCUCAGUCUAGGGGUUGAAUCUGGACCAAGUGGAAAUAAGGAGGAAGGCGGAAGCUGAAGUGAAGACACCUCAAUGGGAUUUACCGGCGUGUCAAUCAAACGUACCGUUGACGUGGCGACGAGAGAGAUAAAAGAACAUUCGGCGUUUCGCGUUUGCCUGCCGGACGGCUAGUACAGCUUUGACUUUACAGCGGUUUGCCAGGACAGGGACUUACAUCCAGAAGAGACAUGAACCUGGAGCUACUGAUACUGUGAAAAUGCUCACCAUGAAAAAAAAACAACAAAAACGAGACAAAAAAAGCCGUUGCCUUAUUAAAAAAAAAAAAGAUUUAAAAAACACAAAAAAAUUCACAAAAUAACAUCAAACUGAGAUUGAACGCUUCUAGAGCACGUCCAUCUUGCAGAUUUUUUUGUCCUGACUAGGGUUUUUUUCUAGAUUUAAAAAUGACAGAGACUUUUCUGUGUUUUUUCAGACUCAAAGAAAUUCCAACUUCCGCCAAAUGAAGUAUCAAUCACAAAAAAAUAAACAAGCUGUGAGCUAAAAAUGGCCUUAAAUAAUGGACACUCUUAAGACACAGUGCAUUUUUUUUGUAACUUGAAAAAUAUAUAUCGUAAAGCUAAAAUCCAUUUAACGUAUGUACAGUACGAUGUGCAAAUAUGUCUCUUGAGGAUCAAAACUUGCGCCGUCUUAUUCUUUACACUUUUUUUUUUAGUAUUAUAUGAUUACUAUUAUUAUUAUUAUUGUUAUUUUUGGUUCUCCUUUCUUAUUUUCUUUAUUGGCAAAUUGUAUUCUCCUUUCCGUAAAUACCAAUCUGUCCUGUCGCGGUGAAAGAUGCCUAAUUUCUAAUGUCAAUUUAUGGUAUCUAUUUGUACAAUUUUAAAGGUUCUUAUUUUAGUAUACAUGCAGAUAUCAGUAUUUCAACAUGUAAGAAAAUGUUACCACAUCGCUCAUAUUUUAUGAACAUUGUACUGUCGCUUUACUACGUGCUUCGGUCUGAGAAGCGGAGAUCUUUGAAAUAAAUGCUCUUUUUAUAAAAAGA
Anguilla rostrata (American eel) is the source of this 4365-nucleotide messenger RNA. Its product is annotated as cadherin-11-like. The transcript is spliced from 13 exons. Gene Ontology annotation, biological process: cell morphogenesis; multicellular organism development; homophilic cell-cell adhesion. The coding region runs from base 707 to 3091 and encodes 794 amino acids. Gene Ontology annotation, molecular function: calcium ion binding; cadherin binding. Gene Ontology annotation, cellular component: plasma membrane; adherens junction; catenin complex. The record is from RefSeq and is a predicted model, not a curated record. Lineage: Eukaryota; Metazoa; Chordata; Actinopteri; Anguilliformes; Anguillidae.